UCAAGGAUUGAUUGUUUUCCUGUAUUAGGCUUGGACACACGAUUGAUCAUAUAGUUCCAGAGUCUUAAAGUUGCUUCAAAAUUUGAUGGAUUGUUUUGAUGUGGAGAAGAUGAUUGAAGUGCUGCUGGUGCUUCUGCUCAUGAAGCCAGCAGAGACAGCGGGUCCUGUUCGGUUUGUGAAUUUUACAAACCCAGAUUAUUGUGCCCCGAAGGGAUCGUCAGUGGAGUUCAAGUGCUCUUACAUCUACCCAGAUAAGGAAACCGUCACAAAAACAGCAUGGCGUAAGGGACACUUGAAGGAUGGCAAAUGGGUGCGCAUUGAACUUUCAGAUCUCCCCUCAUAUCACAAUCGUUCAGAAUAUCUCGGCGACCAUCAACACAACUGUGGUCUGGCGCUUCAUAAUCUGGAGGAUAACGACACUGGAUAUUAUUAUUUCUGGUUUGACACAAACAUGUAUGGACGGCCCAGCAAAGACUCAGUGCAUCUGUCCGUCAUAGGUGAUAAGCUGAGCGCCAGCGUGCAACCACAGAGAGUGACAGCUGGAAACAAUGUCACCCUCCAAUGUCAGACUGGCUGCCAACACCCCAAUAUCGUCUGGUUCAAAGAUGGCCAUCCUUGGGCAAAACCAAACUUCCAGGCUCAGGCAGAGGAUGCUGGGAAAUAUUGGUGUGCUCUGGAGGGAUAUGAGUCAAUGCGAUCCGACCCCAUGGCCUUGGAUGUUUGGUAUUCUCCAAUGAAUGUGUCUGUUGAGGUCAGUCAUGUCGGCGCGCUGAUGCCAGGCAGCAGCGUGAAUCUGACCUGUGACAGUGUUGCUAGGCCUGCAGCAGAUCUGUACACCUGGUACAGGAGCAACUCCAGCUCCAGCUCUCCCCUCCAGGUGAGCUCAGGACAGGUGUUGUCUCUUUCUGCUCUGAAUGUGAACCACAAUGGACUCUACUUCUGCCGGGCCAAGAACCGUGUCGGAGAAAGCAGUUCAACUGCUGUACUGGUGGAAGUGGAAGAAGCAAGCAGCGAGUUCAAUCAUUUCAUCCUCGCUCGAAUUGGAGUCAAACUAGUUAUUGUGCUGCUGCUGACACCGGUUAUCAUCUGGGCGUGGAGGCGACGGCGUUGUUCUGCUGCAAACAAACACGCGGAAAACAAUGACUAUGAAGACAUAUGAAACACCAAAAUGGAUGACAAUAACAACUGCAAAUAGAUAGCAUGGCUGUUAAACAGGGGAUAAAUAGGCCGAGAUUCAUGGCAUUUCAUGUCUAUGGUACAUGGUCUGUGGUAUGUUGGUCUGUGGUAUGUUG
This is a messenger RNA of Cololabis saira (Pacific saury), 1292 nucleotides long. RefSeq names its product B-cell receptor CD22-like. The record is from RefSeq and is a predicted model, not a curated record. The transcript has 7 exons. Bases 86 to 1159 code for a protein of 357 amino acids. NCBI's taxonomy places the organism in Eukaryota, Metazoa, Chordata, Actinopteri, Beloniformes, Belonidae.